GCCUCCAUCUCCUUGUGGCCUCUGAGCCAUCUCAGACAGCCCAGCUCCAGGUUCAUCUGUGCUUGCUCUCCGGGGCUCACACUGCAAAUCCAGGCUUGCACUGGGAGUGACUGAUGGCAUCAGGCCUCCCAGCAGCAGGCAAGUGCAUGCCUGCAGCAGAGAGCCACUCAGGAAGGAGGCUUUGCACAUGGCAAGCAAGCAGCAAGAGCUCUGAAACCUUAACAUUAGCGAGGAAGGUGAUGGUAAUACACAAGGAAGAAGCAGUGGGAGGCAGCAGGCAUCCCACACCCCUCUCUGUGCCUGGCACAGCUCAGUGGAGCCCAACACACCACGUGCCUGGAGUACAGCUCACUUUCAGCAUUUCAAAUUUGCCGGAUGAUAACCUCAGUGCCUGAGUUCACAGCUCUGAUCCCACCCACUUGUGCUGCCUUCACAAGCUGAGACACACACGCUGGAGGAAAGUUGGAGGCAGCGCAGCCACCGAGGGCUCCCACCUGCUAUGGGGCUGUAGGAAAGCAGCACUUUUCCCAGGUUGUCCUCAGGAGGUGGCAAAGCUCUGUCCCUGCUGGAGCACUGCUGACCGCUGUCACCAACCAAACAUGCAGCGCAUAUGAGACCCCACCGAACCUGCCCCCAUGGUCACUCAGAAGAAAGGAGAAAGCAGGAGAGGAAAAGGGAGCAGUUGAGACCCACCAGCAGCUGCUGCAGGUGAUCGGCUCCAGCACUGAGCUCCCAGAUGGGAGCAACAGGCACAAGCGAGUCACGGGGCACAUCUUUCCCUAGGCUGUAUCAUUCCUAGCAUACAAGGCUGAACCUAUGGAGUGACUGCAAUGUUCUCCAAGGCCACUGUAGGCCCAAGGUUGCUUUGGAAAAGACACUAGGCCUGCCUGGUAGAGGCUCACUCCAAGUAGGUUUGGAGACAGUGAGAGCAGUACUGCUCCAUCCAUGCACUAUGGAUUCAUGUCACAACCAUACAAGCUCUCAAAAAAGGAUGGACUUCCCCCUGCAGCUGCUGGUUGGUUCCUGCCUCACCAUCCUUAUCGUGAUCACACUCUGUGGCAAUGUCAUCGUCUGCCUGGCCGUCACCCUUGACCGCCGACUCCGCAGCUUGACAAACUGCAUCGUUGUUUCCUUGGCCAUCACUGACCUGCUGCUGGGCCUCCUGGUGCUACCAUUUUCUGCCUUCUAUGAACUCACCAAAGAGUGGCCCUUUGGCAGCACUUUGUGCAACAUCUACACCAGCCUCGAUGUCAUGCUGUGCACGGCUUCCAUCCUGAACCUCUUAAUGAUCAGCCUGGACCGCUACUUUGCCGUCACCACCCCACUCCGCUACAACCAGCUGGUCACUCCCUCCCGGGUGGCUGUGGGUUUAGUUGUUAUUUGGACCGUUUCACUGAUGAUGUCUUUCCUACCCAUCCACCUGGGCUGGAACACCAAUGGGACAGCAGUCCAAAACACAGGCCGCAGCUGCAACACGGAGUGCAUACUGGAGGUGAAUCCUGUGUAUGGGCUAGUGGACGCCUUGCUCACCUUCUACAUCCCUUUGGUCAUCAUGUGCAUCACCUACUAUCGGAUAUUGAAGAUAGCAAGGGAACAAGCCAAGAGGAUAAACCACACGUGGUGCUCCAGCAGCAACACCCCCAUGCCACCCAUGGUGAAAGAGCACAAAGCCACCGUGACGCUGGCGGUGGUGUUGGGAGCAUUCAUUGCAUGCUGGUUCCCCUAUUUCACAGUGUUCACAUACCGGGGGAUGUGGGGGGACAGCAGGGUGAAAGGCACACCCAUGUCUGUUGUCCUCUGGCUGGGUUACGCCAACUCAGCCCUGAACCCCAUCCUCUACGGGACACUGAACAGGGAUUUCCGGGUGGCAUACCAGCACUUGCUGCACUGCUGGAGGACUGGGGGCCCCAGCAGCUCCUGCCUGCCUCCCAUACAGAAGUCCCAGUCCAGGGGCAGGAGCAGCAGGCAGGGCCAGGGCAAGCAGGAGGGUAAACCCCUGAAACUGGAGAUGAGGAACGGGAAGGGGAUCUUGCUGACUGAUGGAGCCCUCAAGAGCACCAGAGCCUUCCCAUGAGUCCCAGCCAGCCUGCUGCCCUAGGACCCACAUCUCCCAGCCUUCAACUCCUGGCUGCCCUCUUCCAAAAUCCUGUGAGGUUGAAACGACAACACUCAAUUUUCCUCAGGGAGAAACUCAACGGCAGAGGCGAGGGCUGCAGGGAUCCCUGCUCUGGCACACAGCAUUUGCUCCAUCCCCAGACACUGCUGGAGAGGCCUUUGCCCGCCCGAGUUUCUUCCCAGGAGGGUGGUGUGUUUGAAGAGCCCUCGAAGGAGCUGCAGCAGAGCCUCUCACCUGCUCUGUCUGGGCUGUGACACCUCCAGCAUCGAGCCCCACACCAGCAGGCAGUGGUGCCCAAGGAUCUGGGUUGGGAGCCAGCAUGUGUCCCUAGCAGGGCCAGGGUGGGUUGCCCUCCCUAGGCCUACAGGAGUGGGUCAGGCUGGGUGGUCACAGGCCAGGGGGAGAAGGGGCUGCAGAAAACGUCUUGGUGCCAGACAGAGUAGCCAAGGAUGGAGAAGGGAAGCACAGGCACUGCCUCCCUGGUGCCCUGCCUGAGGGCCAUAUUCACCCCUCAGAGAGGGCAGGGGUCCUGGCAGAGAGAUGGACGAUGUGGCCAGAGGGCUAGGCAGCCACGAGUGCUGGAUGUCCAUGCACAGGAUGCCCAGUCCUGCAGCACCUAUGCUGGGGCAAGCCUGCCUCCCAUGUUGGGGAGGUUUUGGCAUCAUUGGGGCCAUCCCUGUUCUCUUUGUCUGCUUCACACCCCCCGUCCCAGCCCCACUGCAAGAAGAGGAGAGGCUCUGGAGCCUUCUGAGCCGCAGGGAGACACUAAACAGCUGGGAUUUGUCCCUGGGGUCUACCGUCCCCAGCAGCUCAACACUAAGACUGCCAAAACAAGAUGUUUCUGCACUAAGCCUGUGCAGAGUCAUCUAGGUUAUAAAAAUCUAUUUAACACAGAGGGAAAAUGUGGUGAUUGAUGUAUUUAGGUGUAUUCUGUCCUGAGAAGAACCUCCCUGUCCCCCUAUGCCCUGCUGUCCCAUUCCCAUCCCUCUGCUGGGACAGAGCCUGGACACACACAGCACAAGCCCCCAGGAUACAGGUUGCAGCCACUUGAGGUAGGGCUGGCACCCCCCACAGAGAGCCCCUUGCCCCGUGGGACCAGCUAGAUUAUAUUCUCCCUGGUCCCUGAGCUGGUGGGAAGAAGGAGGCAGCUGGCAGGGGGGACCAGGUAGGACUGGAAUGAACAAGAAACCCUUGCUGUCCUGCGGGGCAAAAGUUUUCCUCCUGGAAUAAGCCUGACCCACAUAAUCUGUGGGCAUAGCAUGCUUGUUCUGCACCCCACAUCAUCCCCUGUUUGCAGGAUCCCCCCAUGAAGGGAGAGUGCUGGGCCACCAGGCCAGCUGGUUUCAUGUGUCCCAGGGCUUUGCCCUGAGAGGGUGAGUGGGUGAUGGCAGAGCUCAGUCUCACGGGCCCCUCCAGCUGCUCCGGGACACUCCCGCCCUGAGCUUCAGGAUCUCCGGGAGGGUGGGGGUGCUUGGAA
Molecule: messenger RNA, 3593 nt
Organism: Phalacrocorax carbo (great cormorant)
Lineage: Eukaryota; Metazoa; Chordata; Aves; Suliformes; Phalacrocoracidae
Source: RefSeq, a predicted model, not a curated record